AUGUUCCGUCAAGUCUUGGUCGACCAACGUCAUAGAAAAUGGCAAAAAAUUCUUUGGCGUGAAGCUUCCGACGUUCCUCUACAAAUAUACGAAUUGACAACGGUGACGUAUGGAAUGACUUGUAGUCCAUUCAAUGCGGUACGAGCGCUGCGUCAAUGUACGCAGGAUAAUUGUAAGGCCAUCAGUGAACCCAGCCGGGCUGCCGCAGCGCAACAUAGCAUCCUUUAUAAUUUUUACGUAGACGACUAUCUGGACAGUGUCGAUACGUCCGAACUAGCAAUCACGCGGGCACAAGAUGUGGAGACCAUCUUGAAGCAAGGUCAAUUUGUGUUGGGGAAAUGGAACUCCAACUGCUCACACACGCUUGCUACCAUCACUGGUUCGACAAUGUCUGCAUCCGAGCUGGAGUUGAACUAUUCAGCGACGAAGGUACUCGGUUUGCAUUGGGAUCCGUUGCAUGACGAGCUCUUCUUCACGGUACGGGGGUUCGACGAGUCAGCGAUGCCUACCAAACGGACAGUGCUUAGCGACGUAGCUAGAUUGUAUGAUCCGACUGGCUUAUUGGCACCGGUUGUCAUUGUGGCAAAACUCUUUAUCCAGGAUCUGUGGAAGGCGGGAUUGCAGUGGGAUUCGGCACUGCCACCGGACCUGCUCAAUGCUUGGUUAAUAUUCCGCAACGGGUUAGCGGACAUUUCACGACUUCGGAUUCCACGUUGGCUAGGCAUGCGUGCCGAUUCGAUGGUGAGGCUCCAUGGUUUCUGUGAUGCUAGUCGUAAGGCAUAUGCAGCUGCGGUGUGUGUCCAGACGGUGGAUCACAAUGGUAAUUCAGGUGCAGUUCUGGUUGCUGCAAAGACGAAGGUCGCUCCGGUCAAGGAAGCGACCAUACCACGCCUUGAGCUAUGUGGUGCCCACCUACUUACAAUCACUAUGAACCACGUCCGCCAGGCUCUUGAUCUACAAGAUGUCCCUUGCAUAUAUUGGUGCGAUUCAACUGUUGUAUUAUGCUGGAUCCGCAAGGCACCUUCAGCUUUCAAACAGUACGUUUCGAAUCGAGUCGCUUUCAUCCAGGCCAAUUCGGAUGUAAAUUCCUGGAACCACAUCCGAUCGGAGCUUAAUCCGGCGGAUUGCGCAAGCAGGGGCUUGGCGCCAUCUGGUCUAGAAAGUCAUCGACUUUGGUGGGCCGGACCGACAUGCAUCCAUCAACACACAACCGUAGGAUCGGAACCAGUUACGAUGACGGAGGAAGACCAGCACAUUUUUAGAUCCGAAUCUCGCCCUUUGUAUACGCUAGUAUCUCGUGUUGACUGCCAGUGGCUCAUGACAUCAGGUGACGGUAAUCGUGUACCUCUCAUAGAGAGGUUUAGCACGUUGGGGCGUCUUCUCAACACCACGGCGCGUCUUAGACGCAUACUACCGUUAUUUCGAGGCAACAGAGGGGUUGUGGUCUCCGCCGAAGAGCAGAACUGGGCGCUGGUCUUACACAUUCGUCAGGCACAAGGUAAUACUUUCAAACAGGAAAUUAAAGCACUUGUAUCUAAUUCCAGAAUUGAGGGUCGCAGUCCACUUCGACCCCUAAACCCGUUUCUGGAUGAAAAUGGAAUAUUGAGGGUUGGCGGCCGACUAACCAACGCUGACAUGAGUAACGAUCAGCGACACCAAAACAUAGUCCCACGCGGCACUCUAGCAGAUUUGAUGGUCGCAGAUGCACAUCAGCGCUGCCUUCAUGGUGGCAUACAGCAGAUGCUCCAGUUUCUCCGACAACGUUUUUGGCUCAUAUGUGCGCGGGCCCAGGUAAAAUCUUACAUCUGGAGGUGCACCGUAUGUCGUAGACAUCUGCAAAUUAUGCAGCGUCAACAGAUGGCGUCGUUACCAAAGGAACGUGUCCUUGUUGCACCACCAUUUUACCGCAGUGGCUUGGAUUACUGCGGCCCCUUCCAUGUUCGAGUUGGCAGCAAGCGCUCAGCAGUUACGACAAAAACCUAUGCAGCCAUUUUCGUUUGUAUGGCAUCGCGUGCAGUUCAUAUUGAGCUGGCAGAAGACUUGAGUACACAAGCAUUUAUAAACGUGUACGACCGCUUCGUGAGUCGACGAGGCAUCUGCGCUACCUUAUACAGCGAUAAUGGUACUCAGUUUAUUGGUGCGAAUCGACAAAUGCAGGAGGAUUUACAGGCAUGGGUGAACGUGUUUGCACAACAACACCUGGUGGCUGUAGGAACCCACUGGAAGUUUAUUACACCAUCGUCACCUCAUCACGGUGGCCUUUGGGAAGCAGCGGUGCGUUCUGCCAAAAAGCAUCUAUUGCGAGUCAUGGGUCGUCAAACAAUGCGCUUCCCCGAGCUCUACACUCUUUUGACGCGUAUAGAAGCCUGCCUCAACUCACGGCCAUUGCUGGCUUUAUACGAUGACCCAGAAGGUGGUGUAGCGCUCACUCCGGGUGAUUUCAUUAUUGGCCGCCCGUUGAAUUGUCGUCCGGAACCUCCAUUACCAGAAGUUCCAGGAAAUCGAAAAAUGUCUACGAGACGUAGUAGAGUGACUGGACGGAACAGGUGGACUUUUGCAGAAAUCCAUGCUCUGACUGAUGAAGAAAUCGACGAUUUGAUGGCUGGAGACCCGGAAGAGUUUGAGUCGGAUUUUGAAGACGAUGGUAAAGGUAUAUUUGAAGACAGCGAUGAUAGUGUUGACGAUCCAGAUUAUCAGCCAGAAAUUGAAGAGCUUGAUUCUGAAAAUAACGGUAGCACUUUAGUGGAAGAAAUUUCCGCCGAAUAUGAAGCACAAAUUUCACGAUGUAAAGUGGGAGAGCCAGGUUAUGAUACACAAUUCAACAUUCGUCCAAUUAUUGGUCAUCUAAAUCAACGCUUUGCUAUGGUUCCGAAAAAGCCACGUUUGUGUGUAGAUGAGCAAAUGUGUGCUACUAAGAUGCAUUCACGUUUUCGACAAUAUCUGCCUAAGAAGCCACACAAAUGGGGAAUGAAAUUAUUCGUUCCAUGCGAUUCUGAUGGUUACGCGUACAGAUUUGAGCUUUUCCAAAUUUAG
Messenger RNA from Rhagoletis pomonella (apple maggot), 3033 nucleotides. RefSeq lists its product as uncharacterized. Gene Ontology annotation, biological process: DNA integration. The record is from RefSeq and is a predicted model, not a curated record. NCBI's taxonomy places the organism in Eukaryota, Metazoa, Arthropoda, Insecta, Diptera, Tephritidae. Gene Ontology annotation, molecular function: nucleic acid binding.